This is a messenger RNA of Populus nigra (black poplar), 788 nucleotides long. RefSeq names its product transcription elongation factor SPT4 homolog 2-like. Gene Ontology annotation, cellular component: nucleus; DSIF complex. Bases 122 to 655 code for a protein of 177 amino acids. NCBI's taxonomy places the organism in Eukaryota, Viridiplantae, Streptophyta, Magnoliopsida, Malpighiales, Salicaceae. Gene Ontology annotation, molecular function: RNA polymerase II complex binding; zinc ion binding. The record is from RefSeq and is a predicted model, not a curated record. Gene Ontology annotation, biological process: mRNA processing; positive regulation of DNA-templated transcription, elongation; regulation of transcription elongation by RNA polymerase II. The transcript is spliced from 5 exons.
GCACACUUUGAUUAUCAGCGGAUCCUCUGUGGUCUGGGGGUUGGCACCAGUCAAGUGCUGAAGCGGGCUUUCGAAUCCAGGCCGAUUGAAUUGCAGACCCAAAAUGAAUUAAAGAGCAGUAAUGCAUAGGUGCGACGCAGGCUUUAGAAGAUGGACGACGUGUCUUUUGCGUUUUGAUGGACGACAUGUUUCGUCUUCUUAUCCCCGCAACUGUCUUUUUAUUUCUUUUCUUUUUUCGUUCUUUCUCCCCUCUCUAGUCACAACUCACACCAGAGAAGCAGAGAAGAAUAGAAUGGGAAGUGCAGCAGCCCAAAUCCCGACGAGCUUUGGACAUGAGCUCAGAGCUUGUCUUCGUUGCCGCCUUGUCAAAACUUACGACCAGUUCAGAGAGUCGGGAUGCGAGAAUUGUCCCUUUUUUAAGAUGGACGAAGAUCAUGAGCGUGUCGUUGAUUGCACAACUCCUAACUUUACCGGGAUAAUUUCUGUUAUGGAUCCGAGUAGAAGCUGGGCUGCUCGCUGGUUGAGAAUUGAUUUGUACCUGGUUGUUAUACACUUGCUGUUUCAGAGGCACUUCCAGAGGACUUACAGAAUUUAUGUGAAGAUGAGCGUGUGCCCUACAUUCCACCAAAACGUGUAUAAAAAAAUGACCAACUGAAGUUAACCUGCUUAUCACACUGUAAUAUCUCAGACAAAGAACUUUUUGUGUUAGUUCUUAGAUCCAUAAGACUUCUUGCACAAGUGUUACACUGCUUUCUUAGUUGCUAAUAGUCUCAUUGUUUUUUCACUGA